This is a messenger RNA of Protopolystoma xenopodis, 234 nucleotides long. The record is from the annotation of a GenBank genome assembly. NCBI's taxonomy places the organism in Eukaryota, Metazoa, Platyhelminthes, Monogenea, Polystomatidea, Polystomatidae.
AUAAAAACAUUCAAAAGCUUUACAGAUGUAUCGCCUCUCAAACACAUCGGCCUUAUCUCUAAUCCAAGAGCGUACAUGCAGGCUAUGGGCGUUUUAGAGCUCAUUUUGGGUACUACAUUGAUCGUAGGAUCAAAAACUUAUAGAAGAGUCGCUUGCUUAGGAUUGAUGACGCUCAUGGCCCUAGCUUGUUACAGUCAUUUUGCUCUUAGUGACUACAAUGGAGACACAAAAUGA